AUGGGGGAGUCGACAGGCCUCCGAGAUCCGAAGGCUGAAAAGUUCGGAGCGCCCGUGCGCACGUGCAUCGAUAGAGACAAAUAUUUGAAAUUAGACGCCGGCUUGGCCGUCAUGCGCUCGGGCCUGGAUGUCGAGUCUCUGAACGCUCAGGCGCUCAAGCUCAAGCUCAAGCUCUAG
This is a messenger RNA of Heterobasidion irregulare TC 32-1, 177 nucleotides long. RefSeq lists its product as uncharacterized. NCBI's taxonomy places the organism in Eukaryota, Fungi, Basidiomycota, Agaricomycetes, Russulales, Bondarzewiaceae. The record is from RefSeq and is a predicted model, not a curated record. The transcript is spliced from 2 exons. The coding region runs from base 1 to 177 and encodes 58 amino acids.